Stegastes partitus (bicolor damselfish) is the source of this 459-nucleotide messenger RNA. RefSeq names its product serine protease 30-like. The record is from RefSeq and is a predicted model, not a curated record. The transcript is spliced from 4 exons. Gene Ontology annotation, biological process: proteolysis. Lineage: Eukaryota; Metazoa; Chordata; Actinopteri; Pomacentridae. Gene Ontology annotation, molecular function: serine-type endopeptidase activity. The coding region runs from base 137 to 391 and encodes 84 amino acids.
AGAAUGUUUCAUCGCUGGUUGGGGAAGAGAAGCUGAAGAAGGUUCUUCCCCUGAUGUUCUCCAGGAGGCCGAGGUUCCUCUGGUGGCUCAGGAUCAGUGUCAGCAUCAGUUACCUGAGUACACCAUCACCUCCAGCAUGCUGUGUGCCGGAUACCCCGAAGGAGGGGUCGACUCCUGUCAGGGCGACUCUGGCGGUCCACUGGUGUGUCUGGAUGAUGGACACUGGACUCUGAUUGGUGUGACCUCAUUCGGGAUUGGCUGUGGGCGUCCACAGAGACCUGGGGUCUACGCCCGAGUCUCCGCCUUCGCCUCUUGGAUUGCCCAGACCAGACGUUCCUCCUCCUCCUCCUCUUCAUCCCCGCUCUCCUCAAACUUCAAACUCUCACUGUAAACUUUUUCUCUAAUUACAAAUCAAUAAUCAAACCAUCAAACGUUGAACUCACAGCAUCCAAACCACUU